AUGCCUUCCCAAAUUUCAAUCACUGCACGAGCUCACAAUCAACCUGCAACAUCUCUCACUCCUCGUCAACGCAGCGCAUCUCCACGCCCUCACCAAGGUGGUUCAUUCCCCAUCUUCACCAACGCCUCGCCAACCACAUUCACUAUGCAUGCUUACAAGAAGAAUCCCUUGACUUCAGCACAAGAUAGAUCUGGUGACUCAACCGGUUACUCACACUUUAAACUCAAUGAUGUCAAAGUUGAAUUUGAGCUCAAGAAUGUUGAAAUCAGCGAGCUGAAGGUUGCAAUUGGUGUCUAUGCGGAGAAGAAGUAUCCAGGAUGUAAAGCUCUUUUUGAAGAGGCUGAAAGCGAGGGGAAGAUGAAUUAUAAUGGCUACAUUCUUGGUAGUCGCGAAUUUGGGAAGACUCGCCCUAAGAGUAUCAAUGAUGUUGAGAUUUACAACGAGUUCAAACGAGUAAUGGCUAGGAAUGUCGGGAAGGAAAUAGGGCUGUGGGCAAAGAUUCAAGAUCCAAAAGCAUCCAAGAAAAAUAAACAGCAGAUUAAUGACCAACAUUUUGCCCGAUCAAUGCACGCUGACAAUCCAGAAGCAAACCCAGAUGAUCGCCGUCGAGAUAUCCUGAAUGAUCUCAAUGCUCCACCUGACCGAACGCUCGUUUACGAUGCGCUGUUUGGUGCCUACGGCAAUAAUAGAGAUGGUAACCGUGAAGGGAUGACAUUUUAUCACCCUGAAAAACCAACCUUGGUCAUCAAGAUGACCCACAUAAUGUUUAAGUGGUGGACUGAUGAUAUUAUGGAAGGGAAGCCUAAUGUCAAUCAGACAACACCUCCAAGUGCAAAAGAUCGACCCGAUUUCAAGUAUGUUUCAAAGAACGGACCUUUGGCUGUACUUCCCCAAGCACCUGAGGUCUUGCCGACUCCCGGAUUGAUACCUCCACCUCGUCCGAUCUCGCCUGCUCCAGAACCUUCGGCAUCCUUUCAGCGCUUCCUGAACUUCGCAUCUAUUUCACUCGACGACGUUCAAACUCGUAACGCAAUUCAUCAUAUCGGUAUAUUAGAAUUUGAUGAAUUCCUAUACGAAGAAAACAAUGUCGAUUCCCUUGUAAAGUAUGGAAUGAAGCAUGGCCGUGCUGCCCGAUUGAUCCACCAGGCUGCUGUGUAUCGGGAUGACAUCGAGCAACGUCGAGCUGAUAUUUGA
Melampsora larici-populina 98AG31 is the source of this 1194-nucleotide messenger RNA. RefSeq lists its product as uncharacterized. The transcript is spliced from 3 exons. The record is from RefSeq and is a predicted model, not a curated record. Bases 1 to 1194 code for a protein of 397 amino acids. NCBI's taxonomy places the organism in Eukaryota, Fungi, Basidiomycota, Pucciniomycetes, Pucciniales, Melampsoraceae.